AUGCGGAUAGAAGAGUCACAAACGAAUGGAAUGUCCGUACAGGGAAGUUCCGGAUACAAACAUCGGAAGUAUAUAAACAUACAAAUAAACGGGAAAGCUCUAAAAAUGCAACUAGAUACAGGAGCGGACAUAACAACCAUUGGUACUAAUCACUGGACACAAAUAGGCAGACCAAAACUACAACGUUACGACAAGGCACGUACUAACGCUUCGGGUCAUCGGAUUCAAACCAAAGGAUUUUUCUGCGCUACGUUCAGCUACAAGAAUAAAUCAUCAAGGGGACCAAUCGUCGUAUUAAAUCGUCCGAAUAUUGCACUCAUUAGCGCACAAGCUAUUGAUGAGCUGGAGUUAGUUACUUACGAUCAGGGAAUUGUGAAUGGCAAAUCUACCGUAAACGAAAUCAAGGAAGUUUCAGUCGAGAGUUAUUGUCCACCUUCGACUCAAACCAGAUGCUCGUCCUGUUUACGCGGCACGCCGUCCCAUAGCUAUCCUCUGGCACUAGAGGAACCGCUCAACGCAGAGCUGGAUCGUCUCGUCAGUAACGGAAUCUUGACUCCGGUGGAAUCAUCUGAAUGGGCUGCUCCCAUCGUAGUUGUGCGAAAGGCCAAUAACAAGAUUCGUAUCUGUGCCGAUUACUCGACUGGCCUAAACCAAGCUCUUAUCAUAGAUGUUCAUCCACUUCCAAAUAUGGAGGAACUCUUAACAAAACUCCGGGGGAAUACAAUCUAUUCUCAGUUGGACCUAUCAGAUGCCUACCUACAUUUGACGCUGGAUGAGGAAAGAGAAGCCUUCAAUUGCGCACACCGACCUCUGACUACUAUUAAUACUCACCGGGGGUUAUUUGCCUACAACUGUUUAGUCUUCGGUUUGAAACCUACACCGGCCAUUUUCCAACAUACAUUGGAACAAGCGCUCACCGAUAUUUCUGGCAUACUGGUCUAUUUGGACGACAUACUGGUCUGUGGCCGAGAUCGUUCUGAGCACGAAAAGCGCUUGCAUGCUGUCUUGAAUCGAUUUCAAGAAUGGGGAUUCCGACUUCGCAGUGAGAAAUGCAAAUUCCACACUUCAGUCGUUAAGUACCUCGGAUUUGUCAUAAGCUCAACAGGAAUCAAGCCGGAUCCAACACGGAUUCAACCCAUCCAAUCCAUGCGUACUCCAAGAGAUACCAAGGAAGUUCGUUCAUUCCCUGGCCUUGUAAAUUACUAUGGGAAAUUUGUUCCAAACUUACAUCGAUUGAAAACAACAUUCGAAAUACUCUUAAAGAAGGAUUUUCCAUUCGCGUGGAAAUCAAGUCAACAGGAUGCUUUCAAAAGGAUCAAACACAUCCUAACGGGACCACUGUUACUGGCACACUAUGAUCCCAAGCAGAACUUAAUUGUUGCUGCGGAUGCUAGGUCAACUGGUAUCGGAGGCGUUCUGUUACAACGUUAUGCAGAUACACAAGUUAAGUCUGUGUUUCACAUGUCUAAAGGCCUAUGUCCACGAUACUAG
Molecule: messenger RNA, 1491 nt
Organism: Vollenhovia emeryi
Lineage: Eukaryota; Metazoa; Arthropoda; Insecta; Hymenoptera; Formicidae
Exons: 4
Coding region: 1-1491 (496 amino acids)
Biological process (GO): proteolysis
Molecular function (GO): aspartic-type endopeptidase activity
Source: RefSeq, a predicted model, not a curated record